UAUGUGAUCUCUUUUAACCAACCCGUAUCUUCCAGAGUUUUCUCUUUAUAUUACAAAGACACACACACACACACAUAUAAAGAUUCAACCAUUCAGCAAAAAGAGAGAAGGUGAUGGCAGGGUUACAGAGAUCCUCAGUUUCAUUCAGGAGACAAGGCUCAUCAGGUCUCAUAUGGGAUGACAAGUUUCUGCAGUCAGCUGAAAUAUUGGAUGAAACAAACCACAAAAAAGACAACAACAACAAUCAUGAACAACAACAACAGCUCAAAGAGGCCAAGCCUCCCAGAGCCGUCCGAUCAAUCAACACACUAGAUCGGAGCCGAUCCAACGGAGGAGGAGGACGCGGGUUCCGCACCGGCAGGGUCUCUCCGGCCAUAGAGCCGUCGUCCCCAAAGGUUUCUGCAUGUGGGAUUUGCAGUGCUUUCGGAAAAGCAGAAAAGCCUCGCCGUCGAGCAAAGUCCGCUAAGCGCAGAACAUGAAAAUUGAAAAUUUCAAUGUGUUUUCAUUGCCGCUGGUGGUGUUUAUUGGUGCCGGAGGUCGGAUAUUCCGGUGAUCAUGCCUUAUUUUGAUGGUACAUGUUUGCUAGUUUGAUUAUAAUUUAGUUUAUUUCAAUUGGAAUGAGGUCUAAGAACUUUGAAACCAUGAACAAAGAAACACAUAGAAUGUUUUUUACUAUUUGUUUUUAUUUUUGCUGUUUUCAUGUUGUUCGUUUUAGAGAUGUUUUUGUGAUUUGAUGAUGUAAUUUAUGUGUAUAUUGUUGUUUUAGCUAUCUUUUGAAACAUGAAUUUCUCUUUUUCUCCCUAAAAAGGAGAAACAACAGAUGUAUGGAACGAUACAGUUGGAUCAGUAUUAUUAAAUAAUAUGUGUUCAUUUUAAA
Messenger RNA from Cornus florida, 877 nucleotides. Its product is annotated as MAPK kinase substrate protein At1g80180-like. NCBI's taxonomy places the organism in Eukaryota, Viridiplantae, Streptophyta, Magnoliopsida, Cornales, Cornaceae. The record is from RefSeq and is a predicted model, not a curated record. The transcript has a single exon. The coding region runs from base 114 to 479 and encodes 121 amino acids.